Messenger RNA from Blepharisma stoltei, 201 nucleotides. NCBI's taxonomy places the organism in Eukaryota, Ciliophora, Heterotrichea, Heterotrichida, Blepharismidae. The record is from the annotation of a GenBank genome assembly.
AUGGGAAACUAUUGAAUCUUUGGGGUUAUUGAUAGGGCGAGUUUGAGAUUCAGAAUGCUCUUUGCUGGAAAUGACAGAACCUGGAACCAGCUUAGUUACUUAAUUCAGCUUGCAAUUUAUAACUAUCCCAAAAUCCCACAGAAUUUUUUUUCUUCAGAUGGAUGAGCUCCAUAUAAAAAGAAUUCAAACAUUAGAAUAUAG